CAUGGUAGCCAGAGCGUCUAGCAGCCCGCUCUGUACCUCAGGAUCUCAGAGUAUUUCCGCUGGGCCUCCGCGCGGUGCCGCGCUAGAACCGUGAUUACGGUCUUCGGUUCUCGGAGCCCAGCCACCGCUGGGGGCGGGGUGGGUCCCAGCCGUCGCUGUCUGCGUGGGGCCCCACCCAACCGGCGUCUUACUUUAGGAGCCCUCCCAUGGCUUCCCAGGAUAGGGUAAAGGCAGUGACCAAAGGAACGGGCUUCUGUCGCUGCCCCAAGCAGACCACUUACACCCUUGGAACCUGCGAGCUCCUCAGAGUGAUGAUGAAGGAAUCCAAACUGACUAAGUUCCAACAGCGACACAUCAUGGACACCAUGAAAAAAGGAGAAGCCCUGCCCCUGUCCUGCAGCCCGACGUCCAGCCAGAGGGUCUUGCCUACCAAGCAGCCGGCCUCAGCCGUCUGCCUGCCUCCCAUCCUGGCGGCCCGGUCCCAGCUCCGGCCUGCCAGCAUGUGCCAGGCCAACGGGGCCUACAGCCGGGAGCAGUUCAAGCCUCGAGCCACCCGCGAUCUGGAGAAGGAGAAGCAAAGACUCCAGGACAUCUUUGCCACGGGGAAGGACAAGGAGGAACGGAAAAGGAAGCCACGUGCUGUGCAGCAGAAGGACCCAGCCCCUGAGACGGACCGGUUUGAAGAACUGGUCAAGGAGAUCCAGGAGAGGAAAGACUUCCUGGCUGAGAUGGAGGCCCUGGGCCGGGCCAGACAGUACCGAGGGCUCAUCCUCACGGAGAUCUCCCAGAAACUACGGGAAAUGGAGGACAUCGACCACCAGAGGAGCAAGGAGCUCAGGAAGGCUCUGGCCACCGCCUAAUCCGUCUCCAGGGGCGGAGCGGCCCAGCCUUGACCACUGGGGCCCACCCCGAUGCCAAGCAGGGUCAUGCCCAGGUCACCCACUCAGGCCUCCAGCCAUGUCAGAUGGUCAU
This is a messenger RNA of Myotis davidii, 972 nucleotides long. RefSeq names its product chromosome unknown open reading frame, human C22orf23. The coding region runs from base 207 to 860 and encodes 217 amino acids. The transcript has 7 exons. The record is from RefSeq and is a predicted model, not a curated record. Lineage: Eukaryota; Metazoa; Chordata; Mammalia; Chiroptera; Vespertilionidae.